This is a messenger RNA of Sardina pilchardus (European sardine), 2072 nucleotides long. RefSeq names its product glutathione S-transferase A-like. Bases 126 to 803 code for a protein of 225 amino acids. The transcript is spliced from 6 exons. The record is from RefSeq and is a predicted model, not a curated record. Lineage: Eukaryota; Metazoa; Chordata; Actinopteri; Clupeiformes; Clupeidae.
CACUUGAAGCGUGGGUGUGCUCUACCGCGCAAGGAAAUUCCUAUUGGAUAUUGUUGAGCGCAACCACAACCCACGCAUACUAAGCAUUAUUAACAGACAACUUUUAUUGUGAAAUCUGUGAAAUCAUGGCCGAAGACAUGUUUCUCCUUUGGGGUUCUGGCUCUCCUCCAUGCUGGAGAGUCAUGAUUGCGCUUGAGGAGAAAAAUCUGCAAGGCUACCAACACAAGUUGCUGUCUUUUGAUAAAGGAGAGCACAAAUCAAAGGAGGUCUUCGACGUCAAUCCUAGAGGACAACUCCCCUCAUUUCGCCAUGGGCCCCACACAAUAAAUGAAUCUGUUGCAGCCUGCAUGUAUCUGGAGAACCAGUUCCAAUCCCAGGGCAACCAACUCAUCCCCAGUGACCAAGCAGGACUGGCAUUGGUGUACCAGCGGAUGAUAGAGGGCCCCAAUGCACAGCAGAAAAUGAUCGAUGUCCUGAUGUACAUCUUUCACACGCCUGAGGAAGAGAGACAGGAGGCAGCUCUGAAGAAAAAUGAAGAGGCAGCAGCGACUGAAUUUCAGUUGUGGGAGGGCUACCUGCAGAAGCCUGGACCAUACAUGGCUGGAAAAAACUUCUCAAUGGCUGAUGUUGUGUUCUUCCCAACUUUGGCCCUUGCGUUCCGGCUGGGGUUGAGUCAGAAGAAGUAUCCCAAACUUGCUGAGUACCAUGAUUUUCUGAAGGACCGACCCAGUAUCAAGGCCACGUGGGCCCUACAUGGGAUUGAGAACAACCCAUUUAAGAGUCCUCCUCUGGCGAACCUGUGAGCUAUCUGGGGUGUAUUCCAAGUAGGUGGUGUUGUGACAGACCUGUGUAAGUUAACCCAGAGGAGGUGGUAAACCUUUUACAGAAGAGCCCCUUGACUUUGCUAGUUUGGAGAUUGGCUUAGUUUGAGAUCCCCGGGCUGUUCUAUUAUCAGGUUUACAACUUCCUCUGGGUUACUUUUACUAAGGUUUGCCACUAAACCACCUACUUGGAAUCAUGGCCUGGUCUCUAUACGUUUCCUCCCUGUGGAUGACGAAGGUCAUUUUAGGACCAAGGUAGUUUGAAGAUAAGAUGUAGUUCAGCAAGGAACACUAGAGGGCAGCAAAAUCAACAGGAGCCUAAUCUAUCAUUUGUAACAUUUAGAUCAGGAAGACUUCUUGUGAUUCUGCUGACUCAGACUUGUUAAAUGUUAAGUCCUGAUUUAAAAUUUAAAAAAGGAUUAUUAAGUCAACAAACAAGUAGGCUAAGUAGUGUUGAAUAACACAUACUGUAUAUGCAUUACUAGUAUUAAUAUUUAUGUUUAGCUGUCGACGACAGCUAAACAUAUAUUAUACAUAUAUUAUAAUCUAUCAUCUAUAACUGUAUGCUGCUAAUAAAUUGAAGAUUUAAAGGGAAACUCUAGGUCUAAAAAACAACGGUCAAGUUAAAAAAAAACGAGGUGAUUCCCCCAGGCUUGAUUACUGUAACAAUUCUGUGCUUCAUGGGAGGCAACUGAUGAUGCAGUGAAAGGAGGAGAUCUCUGGAGCACACAGAUGUUGCAGUUGCUCAUUUCUGUAUUUUUUUUUUUCAAACAGUGCUCUUUCAGGGGUUUACAUCUUCAUCAGAGUCCAUGACAACAAACUAGGGUCUAUUAACUCUAUUUCUAUUCUGUUUGAUAAUGUGUAUAAAUUCUCCUUUGCCAAAACAAUCAGUAUCAGUAUAAAUCAGUAUAGACCGAUAUAUUGUAUGCAUUUACAACUGAAUAGGGGGUUACUUCAAAAUAAAUUACUUUUUUAAACCACUGGCAGUGGUUAGACCAGAGUUUCCCUUUAAGACCUAGGUGCUACUUUGAAUUCUUGAUUACUGACAUUCGUGAAUGGGAGAUUUCAAGUUAAACUCAGUUUAAUCAAUUUAAUUAUUGUCUCUGUAACUUCUUCUGUAUUCAUGUGAGUAUAACUGCUACUGAUCUCAAUAGGGAACCUAAUUGUGUCAAUUCCAGCCCAUAUCUGUCGGUGUGCAGGCACUAAACAUAAACCUAAAGCAACAAUUCAGUUGCUAUUUGAAACACUGAA